AUGGAGUGGUCAAAUAGGGAUUUUAAGAAAGGAAGAUGUCUACAAAUACAGGCGGAGAGGGAGAAACGAUACAAGUUUGAGGAAGUAGAUACAUUCACGUGUCUAGGAACUGUAUUCAUAAGGAAACCAAGUUUUGCAACGAACGGCAGAAACAUCAGAAACUUACCUUGUAUAUCUAGAAAGAACAACAAUCUCAGUGGCGUAUGCAUGUUCGCCAUAGACUGUCUAAAAGCCAACGGUACUCACUUGGGUACCUGCAUAGACAGAUUUUACUUUGGUUCCUGUUGCCACAUCGAACCAGUGAAAGAUUUAGGAAAUAACAUAGAAUCUAACGUCAUUUUGGAUAGUCGAGAACCACCAGAGAGGAUCCAUAAUACUACGCUUGCUUUAAUGGGAAAUACCAGCAGUACUAGUAGUAGUACUGAAACCAGUGUGAUUACUGAAGUAGGAUCAAGUAUAUCUUGGACAGAGAAACAAACAUCAAGUACAAGUCAUCCCAGCUCUGUGUCACUUCCUUUAAGCUCAACAGUUAAACCCUUUGCUGAAAAAGUACCUGUAACCAUUAGCACAUCAACCGAAAUAACUACAGUACCUCAGAAACUUCAAACGUUCCAAAUUGUUGGUAGUUCUUCCAUAGAAACCACUACGUUCAGAACUACAUCACAGUCAACAACUAGGAAACCGAAUAUAACCACUGUAGCACCUAUAAAAACAACUUCCAAAUUUAAGCCAUCACAGAAACCAUAUAAACCAACUGCUGCAACGACUAAUAAACCUUUUAAACCGGUUUCUACAACUAAGGGAACAAGCAAACCUAUAAAACCAGCUUUAAGUAGUACUAAACGACCGUAUAGUACAACAAGAAGGACAACUACAACUAAGAAAGUUUAUACGAGUACGAAAAAGCCGACUACUAAAAAGCCUUCAAGUGUAAAACCAACGAAAGUAUAUACUAAACCUCCUAUACAAACUACAUCCAAACCUGUUAGUACAACAAAGAGACCCUUACAAACAACAACCACAAAAUCAACAACUUCAAUAUCUAGCUCUACAGAGAAAAUUACAGAGUCAACUACAAAACCAUCAAGUACAACUCAAAAAUUAGUUACUACUCAACCUUCAUCAACCACUUUGUCUACUUCAACAAGCAGUCAGAAACCUUUAUUAUCAACUGAAAGUACUGAAUCAACAGAUAUUACUAGUAUAAAAAAUAUUACUAGUUUUGAGAGUAGUACAACUAUAAAUCCCCUUUCUAAUGAGGUUAUUGAGAGCUCUGGAUUGUUAACUAUCGUUAAUACCACGUCUUCAAAACCUACAGAUUACAGUACUACAGGAAUUAGUACAACUUCUAUUUCUUCGGAAUCAAGCAGUACUACUGCAAGUUCCAGUACUGCUUCAAGCACGUCUACUACAGUAUAUUCAAGUACUACAAUAACAUCACCAAGUUCAACUACAUCACAGCCUCCAGGACUAGUAACAUGGACUUUAGAGGAUGUUAAAAACACCACAACCCUAGCACCAGUAAACGAAACCUUUUUGAUAGGAAAUGUGACUAAUGAAUGGAUUCCCAUAACCACGACUGAUAGUUGGGUACUGCUUCCAAGUGUUACUACUACGUCAGAUCAACAGAAAAACGAAUCUACCUCUAGUACUAGCUCAAUAGAACCUGUGUCUACAUCAGAAUCAACAUCUAGUCCAGGUUUAGUAGAAGUACCAGUUCCAACAACCAUCAAGGAACCUAUAUCGCCAACCACAGAAGAGUAUGUCGUGUCUUUGACAACAACAGCUGCUCCAAAUGUCACUGAUAUAGUAAAUGUCAGUGGUACUGAGAGUUCAACGUCAACGAGUACUGGUAUCAUGACGUCUACUACAGAAGAAGUUACGAAAAAGCCAGUGAAUAUGAGCGAUUUUACAGAUGUAUGCGGUAGGAGAAUGUGGCCAGAGGCCAGGAUAGUCGGAGGAGAAAAAUCCAGCUUUGGAAAAUGGCCUUGGCAGAUAUCCCUCAGACAAUGGAGAACCUCCACGUACCUACACAAGUGCGGUGCAGCUUUGCUGAACGAGAAUUGGGCUAUAACAGCUGCCCAUUGCGUUGACAACGUACCUCCAAGUGACCUUCUACUUCGACUGGGAGAACACGAUCUCUCCACCGAAGGAGAACCCUACCUUCAUGAAGAAAGAAGAGUCCAGAUAGUAGCCUCUCAUCCAAACUUCGACCCUAGGACGUUCGAGUACGACUUGGCAUUGCUCAGGUUCUACGAACCAGUUCAGUUUCAACCUAACAUCAUUCCAAUCUGUGUUCCUACUGAAGACGAGAACUUUGUUGGAAGAACUGCUUAUGUAACUGGAUGGGGAAGAUUAUAUGAAGAUGGACCUCUACCGAGCGUUCUGCAAGAAGUGUCCGUACCAGUGAUCAACAAUUCAGUCUGCGAAACAAUGUACCGAUCUGCAGGGUACAUUGAGCACAUCCCCAACAUAUUUAUAUGCGCAGGAUGGAGAAAAGGUGGUUUUGACUCAUGCGAGGGUGAUUCAGGAGGACCAAUGGUCAUACAAAGAGAGGACAAAAGGUUUCUUUUAGCCGGCAUCAUAUCUUGGGGUAUAGGCUGUGCAGAACCGAACCAACCGGGAGUCUAUACUAGGAUCAGCGAGUUUAGAGUGUGGAUCAAUAAAAUUCUACAGUUCUAGAACCAAACGAAAAAAAAACGAACCAAACGACAAAUACAAAGCGCGAGUGUUUUUAUAAACAUUAAAAAACGUACUUUUUGUGAUAAAACAAGAUUUUCUCAAAGAAAAAAAAUGACAUUUAAUAAGUGAACUAAGUAUCGAAUUAUUGUACAGUAUUUUUUCUACGACUUAGAGUUAAGAAACAAACAAAAAAACAGAAAUUCUGAUAUUAUAUUUAUUUAUUUUAAUAUUAUGCACAAAAUACCUUUUAUCAC
Sitophilus oryzae (rice weevil) is the source of this 2936-nucleotide messenger RNA. Its product is annotated as serine proteinase stubble-like. Bases 1 to 2682 code for a protein of 893 amino acids. Lineage: Eukaryota; Metazoa; Arthropoda; Insecta; Coleoptera; Curculionidae. The transcript has 10 exons. The record is from RefSeq and is a predicted model, not a curated record. Gene Ontology annotation, biological process: proteolysis. Gene Ontology annotation, molecular function: serine-type endopeptidase activity.